AUGCGCCUCUCCAAGAUCUUGACCAGUUCGUCGCUUGGUAGCAUCAUCAUGGCCUCUGCUAGUAAUACCAAAGGAGUAUCAGCUCUAGCAGCAUCAUCUGCAUCAUCUGCAUCCCUGUCGUCUUCUGCCUCGGCCUACACAAUUAAACAAUCCAUUUCGGAAUUGGCUCCCCAUUACGAUGCCUUCAUCCUGGACCAAUACGGUGUCUUGCACAAUGGGGAAACGGCUUUGGAAGGAGCGGUAGAGUGUGUGGAAGAAUUAUACAAGUUGAACAAAAAAAUGAUUAUUCUGUCCAAUACCUCUGGCCCAGCGGUAUCUGCUUUGGCCAAAUUACCGAAAUAUGGAUUUGAUCCCAAGCAUUUUUUGGGGGCCGUCACCUCAGGAGAAGAGUGCAGUCGGUACAUUCUGGAACAUUAUGGUUCUAGCAGUGAAACAAAAAAGGUCUUGUGGUUCACGUGGGAUGGAGUUCGAACCCAUGUCCCUCCGCCCACAGACUUUUUAAACAAGUGCGGCAACAUAGAGGUGGCAGAUUCCGUAGAGGAAGCUGAUUUUGUCUUGGCGCACGGCUCACACGUGUGGCAAAAGAGGAACAACGAACAGUUGGCUUUGGAAAACUUUUUGGAAACGGGCAGUCUGGAGACCAUUGAUCCCAUUCUAGAGCAGUGUUUGACAAAUAAAUUGCCAAUGGUUUGCGCCAACCCUGACUUUGUCGUUCGGAUGCCCGACAAGUCCAUGGCCUAUAUGCCUGGUAACAUUGCCAAACGGUAUGCUGAUAUAGGUGGUCAGUGUCAGUCCUUUGGCAAGCCGCAUCCAGAACACUUUUUGGCGUGCCUAGACCAACUGAAUGCUGCCAGCAACAACUCUGAAAUGUCCAAGUCGAUGAUGCGAACUGUUCAUGUUGGAGAUAGUUUGCACCAUGACAUUGCAGGAGCCAAUGCUGCCAACGUAGAUUCCAUUCUAAUUACCAGUGGAAUUCAUUGCAACGAAUUGAAAACAGAAUUUGGUGUCUUGCCGGGCGAGAAAAUCUUGGAGGACUUGAUUCAAACCGAACAGCAUGUUCCAACACACGUUCUUUCCGUAUUUCGAUAUUGA
Cylindrotheca closterium is the source of this 1092-nucleotide messenger RNA. Lineage: Eukaryota; Bacillariophyta; Bacillariophyceae; Bacillariales; Bacillariaceae. The record is from the annotation of a GenBank genome assembly.